Bombus impatiens (common eastern bumble bee) is the source of this 995-nucleotide messenger RNA. Its product is annotated as histone H2B. The coding region runs from base 330 to 938 and encodes 202 amino acids. Gene Ontology annotation, cellular component: nucleosome. The record is from RefSeq and is a predicted model, not a curated record. Gene Ontology annotation, molecular function: DNA binding; structural constituent of chromatin; protein heterodimerization activity. The transcript has a single exon. Lineage: Eukaryota; Metazoa; Arthropoda; Insecta; Hymenoptera; Apidae.
UCGCAUUGGUUAACUGUGUCUUUGCUUCGUUAAUUGCCUGUCGCCGUUAUCACCACCGAGAGUUGAAAUUGACUUCGUGAAGCGAGGAGAAAGAUACUUGAAAUUUUUUGGAAGUGUAUCUCCCUCGUCAAGUUUGCUUUUUUCGAUAGAUAAAGUUGCCACCGAUUAGUAGUUAAGAAAGCAUUUCGAAAGGCAUGGAAAAGUAAAACCAGAUUACUUUAACGUCUCUGCUGGGUACUGUUUAAAUUUAAACGAAACAUUGGAAACAUUUCAGGGACAUUGGAACGAUUAAUGAACGCGUUACAUUUUCAACCAAUGAGAAUUGAACGAUGUUUUCUAUAAAAGCAGAAGAACCGAAUAGAAACGUGAGACGAGCGCGAGACAACAUUGUAUAUGUUUGUAUUUCGACGAAUAUAAAUAGUCUGAAUGUUUAUUUUUCAAUUAAUACAGAUAGUAUAGAUCGUUUAUAUUUUGACGAGUAUAGAUAUUUUGUGUGCUUAUAUUUUAACAAGUAUAGAUGUUCUGUGUGUUUAUAUUGUAAAGAGUAUACGCAUUUAAUAAUGGUUCUCAAAGGUAUUGCAAAAAUAAUGGAAAAAAAAGAAAGGAAACAGGAAAGUAUUAAUAUAAACAAACCGGAUCGAAAGAAAAAGAAAAAGAGGAAGGAGAAUUAUGGGAUUUAUAUCUAUAAAGUACUUAAACAAGUUCAUCCAGAUACAGGUAUUUCGAGCAAUGCCAUGAGGAUUAUGAAUAGUUUUCUGCAGGAUAUAUUCGAGAAAAUUGCUAUCGAAUCAUCUCGUUUGUCCGGAUACAACAAGCGAAGUACUAUUACAUCGAGAGAGAUACAAACCGCCGUCAAGCUUUUAUUGCCUGGGGAACUUGCUAAGCAUGCAAUUAACGAAGGUACAAAGGCAGUUUCUAAGUAUACAAAUACCAAAUAAAGAAAAGAACAUCUUCUUUCACACACUUAAAAUGAUCGGCCCUUUUCAGGGCCACCA